Messenger RNA from Stegodyphus dumicola, 1655 nucleotides. Its product is annotated as annexin A13-like. Gene Ontology annotation, molecular function: calcium ion binding; calcium-dependent phospholipid binding; phosphatidylserine binding. NCBI's taxonomy places the organism in Eukaryota, Metazoa, Arthropoda, Arachnida, Araneae, Eresidae. Gene Ontology annotation, biological process: endosome transport via multivesicular body sorting pathway. Gene Ontology annotation, cellular component: vesicle membrane; nucleus; cytoplasm. The record is from RefSeq and is a predicted model, not a curated record.
UGGCUCAGGACUUACUUCUUGAUUGCAUGAUUUGCCUUCGAGAGAGAACCAAUAGAAUUUCGUCUAUCGGCUGCUUUUACAAGCUGCGUGAUUAAUACUGCUCGAGCGCUCGGCUCGAUUUUUGAUUGUCAUUUUUUGGUAAUAUCUUCUAUUAAUUUUGUAAUGUCUACCUUCUCUGCAGUUCUAUCAUCAUUUAUUUCCCGAGUGGUACCCGUUCUAAGCACUCCUCGAAGUUUUAGUUACGCAUUUUUUCCCACUUGAUUUACCAAAAUACUUUCCAAAUCCUUUUCUUGUGUUUCCACGCUGUCUAAACUGGCAAAUCAUGGCCACAGUUAUUUUUCAUCAUCCUUUUGAUUCUGAGAGUGAUGCCGUUGCUCUGAAGGAAGCAAUAAAUAACCUUGGUCAAAAUGACGAUUCCUUGAUUCAGAUCUUAGGUAAUCGCACAAAUGAGCAACGUAAAAGAAUAAUGGAAACGUACAAAACAAUGUUUAAUGAGGAUUUGAAAAACAAAUUAUUAAUUAAGCUGACUGGAAAUUUCAAGAGAACUGUGGAAUUGCUUCUAAUGCCUCUUGCAGAGUAUUAUGCAAAACUUCUUAGAAAAGCUAUGUAUGGUCCUGGCAAAGACGAAGAUUUGCUGUUGGAAAUCCUCUGCACGAUCACCAACAUUCAGAUCAGAGAAAUAAAAGAGAUAUAUCAAUGCAAAUAUGGAAAAACUUUAGAAGAUUCUAUACAGAAUGACUGUGUGACUCCUUUUAAGCACAUGCUUUUACUUAUAUGUAAGGCUGAAAGAAAUGAAGGAAUUGUGUCACUGGAUAAAGUUCGGAAUGAUGCCGAGGCCUUAUUUGAAGCAGGAGAAGCUCAGUGGGGAACCGAUGAAGCUGCUUUUAACACUCUCUUUGCUUAUGAAAGCUAUGAACACUUAAGAUUUGUAUUUCAAGAAUACGAAGAUAUAACUGGACGUACUUUGUCAGAAGCGAUUGAGACUGAAACAUCUGGGUAUUUAAAAAAAGCUCUUCUUACAAUAGUUCGAUGUGUAGAAAAUACUCCUGCGUAUUUUGCAAGAAAACUGUAUCGUGCUUUGAAAGGUGCAAAUCGAGAUGACAAAGCUUUAAUGAGAAUCGUUGUGAGUAGAUGUGAGAUAGACAUGGUCUUUAUCAAAUCUGAAUAUCAGAAAAGAUUUAAAGAAACCUUAGAAGAUUCUAUAAGAGGUGAAGAACCUGAAAGUUUUGAGAAGCUUUUGGUUGCUUUAGUUACCUUGGACAAAUAAAUGCCACUAACUUUGUCACAGCUUUCUGUUCAGCAACUAACCCUGACCCUGUUCUUCCAAAUGGCAAAACUGCUUACGUUCUUGCAUACUUUUCUUGUCUUUAGUUCCUGCUGUCUUAGUUCCUGUCCUAAGCAAUAGUCAGACUGGGUUAAUUUGCUCUAGUAGACUCAUUAUGAAGCAUAUUAGUGUUAAUUAAAUUAUUUGUUGUAAUCGGCAAAGGUCGCACAUGAAAUGUUGGAUUUGAUAUUGGAACUUCAGACAAUGGUAAUUCUGCUACAGAGGCUGUUCACACAUUUUAUAGACGAUGUAUAUUGUAUUCACAAAACUAAAUUACAUAAAAUUCUUAUGUUUUAAAUGUUCUAUUUGACAUCCCUUAUUCUGAACUAUC